AUGGCAUCAUAUAUACCCGCUGAUUUGACAACAAUAUGUAAAGACACGAAUGAGGGGCAAAGCAACAAAAAAUUAAGAUUUGUUCACUAUGAAGAGCAGAAUUACCAAGAUGUCGCACCAUCGCAGAAUCAACCAGCUCCAAUGACACAAAACGAAACAUUGACAUGUAGACCAUGUCCUGCAUCCUUGAAGUCAGAAAAAACAGAAGUUUUUUACCCAGAUGAUUACUAUCCAGAUUAUCUGCCAGAAAGUAGAACUCAACAGGUUGUUGCUCCAAAACCAGUUCCCCAGAAAAAGAAAGAGAAAUCAAAGGAAAAAAAGGAUCAAACUUGUCCUUCUCCGAAAGCCAAGGAGAAAAGGCUUGUGUCCUAUGAUAGGACAGAACCAGAGGAUGACAAUGUGAUUAGACAUAUCCUCAGGCUGAGAAGAAAGCUUGGGUGGCAGACAAAAUUACCGCACUGUAAGUUGGAUUACGGGAAUCCCGAAACUACAGUUCAGAAGAUUACUGUAAAGAAACCUUUGGAAGAUGAUGGCGAGUUUGUAUAUUGCCUUCCUCGGAAAGACCCUAACGUCUUUUAUAAUCCAUACAAUCUUCAGGUGGUCUCUGCCCACAAAGCUAGAAAUUGCAAAGAAUUUUGGACUGUUACUGCUUCAUUCGUUUCAAAGGUUACCAAAAUAGGUGUCGUGGAAGAUGUAGAACUCAUACCUACUCUGGAAUGGCUAAUAGAAAGGAGAUGUUUCUACAUAUUACAAAAAUUCAAGAUCGUUUCUAAUUUUCGAAUGAAUAAAGCAUUUGUUACUUGGAAAUUGACUGUUAAAAGAAUUAAGACAGACAGAAGCAGGUCGUUUUUGUACUGCCAUCUUUUCUGGGCUGAUGAGUUAUUUCAAAGCUACUUGCUUUACGUAAAGGGACUUUGUGAAGAUGCUUUUAAUCGCAGAAAUGAUGAUGAAUGUGAAGAUAAUUCAUCUGCCAUGUGCCUUGUAAAGCUGGAUACGUUUCGGACAUACUCCCUGGAUGAAUUUUGUGAGGAACAGUUACAGCAAGCUUCCCGCACAUUCAAACGACUUGAGGAUAUCAGGGAUAAAGCCAUUGCAGAAAUGAAAAGUACACUUUUAAAGGUGGCAGAAAAGGAAGAAAUUAGAGAAUUUUUUGAGUCAAGCUUCUCUAAAGAUGCCAGACCACAUAUCAAGCUGCCUGUAUAUCGACGUUUAUUAAAAAAAUUUUUGAGGUUUUUCAUGCUGGUUGACUACAUAUUUCAGGAGCUCAUCCGCCAGCUGAUGAACACUGCGGUCACUCUCCUUUUGGAAUUAUUUUAUAGUUCUGCUAGAAUGCCAUUUUCAGCGGAAAAAAGGAAUGAGAACCUAAUCAAAACGUACAAGGAUAUCUUUGCUCUUACUGGAAGGCUAACAAAUGAUCAUGAAGAACUUGUUAUUAAUUCAAACAUAUAUGCUACUUCUGUUCCAAAGUCGGACUUAAAAGCAGAAGCUGAUAUUAAUGAGAUGUUCAAUUCCAUUAAAUUGGAUAAGGACCUGACAAAAUACGCACCGGUAUUUGAAGUCAGUCUACACUUGAGAAUUCCUUCUGAGAGGGAUUCUUCGAGCAGCUCCAGAGAGAGCUUCCAGGAGUCGGAGCAGUCCUCUGAGAAAUCCGUGCUGUACCAGGAGGAGGAAAUACCCGAGAGUGAAGUCAGCAGCGUCAAACCCUCAAGCGACGAGCUCCUAAUAGUGCGGCCGAAACCCACGACGUUGAACCUUGUGGAAAUCCUUUCAGGUGGGAUGAAUGAGACGGAUAUAGAAGCCAUGGAUGAUUUCGAUAGUAAAACCGAGAACGAUGAAUUUUUAGAAUUCCCUACGAAUCUCUUGAUUGCUCCCAACAGACUGGACUUUUCAAUAAAAAUUCAGACUAUGCUGGCUGAUCUUGAGAAAUGCAUAACCCAAAUUAUUCCUCUUGACCAAGAUCCCCGCUUGUCUGAUUUUACUGAUCCGGAUUUAUUGAAUGCGACAGAAAGUGGGACAGACGCUGAGGAGCAAGCUACAUGGCCAGAUUGUCAGAUCCUGUUUGAAAUGGACCCUGCCUACCAAAAUAAAAUUGUGUGCCUCCUGACCAUCCUGGGCAAUUCGAUGAACCUGGUGGACGGUUACAGCCGCAGGUUCAUAAAAUACUGCGUGAUGGUCGAGCGGGCCAAAGUCACGAGUAUGAAAAUAGCCCUGAUGGAAGAGCUGACCUCGGCGGAGUUUAGAACCAUCCUCGGCAAGUUCCUCAGCUACCUCCGAGAGGUGGUCAGUAUGGCCACCGAGAAGCGCAUCGGCAUCUUCAACGUGGUCAGCGCCGACUACCAGGCGGAGUGCUUGCCGCACGUGCAGGACAUCCUGCAGACCAGCCAGGCCCUGCUGCGGUCCGUCAUCGAGAAGAGGAACACACAUCUCCUGGAAGUUAUAGACUCAUCAUUGAAAAAACUGGAGUGUCAUCCCAUUGAAAUAGAAGAAUUUGUGGAACAUUUUACUUUUCUGGAUGCAAUUUCCUCCAGAAUAUCUAAAUUAGAGAAAGAGUACUCAACCAUUGCUCAGCUGUAUUCCGUUCUGAGUUACUACCAGGUCUAUAUCUCAGAAGAGCAAGUCGCCACCCAUAAAGUCCUUCUCAUCAGGUUUACUCAACUGAAAAGCGCUGUGAAGCUAAGCAAACUGAACAAGGACGCUGCCGUUGGCAAGUUCAGAGACAACCUGGAAGCCUACGUCACCGGUCUGAGGGCCGACGCCACCAAUUUAAAGGCCAAAGUGAGGACGCCUGUCCUGUUACACAUGGGGACCCCGGCGUCCACCGCGAUGGAAAUGGUCCAAGCCUUCUCCCAGGAAGCCGCCACCCUCGCCAACAAGGUCCAGAUCUGCGCCAACUACCAGGAGUCCAUCAGCGAGGCCCAGUCGCACCUGCACCCCCUGAACAUGGAGGAGCUCACCCAGGCGGUGGCGGCCGACAUCUCCGACAUCGACUACGAGCUGACCUUGAGGAAGAUCCUGUGGGAGGCGCAGGAGGAGUGGAGGGCGCUCUUCCAGGAGUGGAGGGCCAGCACCCUUCACGACAUUGACAUAGAAUCGGUGCAGAGCAACGUGUCCAAGUGGCUGAGCCUGAUCUUGGUCCUGGAAAAAGACUUGCCCCCGAACAACAUGGUAGCGUACCUGAAGCAGUCGGUGACCGGCUUUAAGCAAGAGCUGCCCAUCAUCAUCGCCCUGGGGAACCCCUGCCUCAAGCCCCGGCACUGGGCGGCUUUCCAGGAGAUCAUCGGGAAGUCCAUUACCCUCGAUAGAAACUGCACCAUCGAGAGUCUUCUCGUGCUCAAGAUGUGUCAGUAUGAGAAUGAAAUCAAUGAAAUCUCAACCUCGGCCACGCACGAAGCUGCCCUUGAAAAGCUGCUGUUUAAGAUCAUCGACCUUUGGAAGACGACCCCUUUGCACUUGGUCCUUCAUCACACGGAGACGGACGAGAUCCUCAUCAUUUCGUCUCUGGAUGACUUGCUGGCCCAGUUGGAGGAGUCGCAGGUCGUGCUCGCCACCGUGAAAGGGUCCUCGUAUAGCGAGCCCAUCAGGGGUCUUGUGGAUAAAUGGGAUCAAAAGUUGACUCUCUUCUCGUACACCCUGGAGGAGUGGGUGAGCUGUCAACGAUCUUGGCUUUACCUUGAACCCGUCUUCAAUUCUUUGGAGGUAAAAAGGCAGCUCCCAGCAGAAUCAGAACUCUUCUCUCAGGUGAUGGACAUGUGGAAGGAGAUCAUGUUAAAAAUCCAGAACAAGCUGAACGCAUUGGGAAUGGCCAUCUCCACGGGCGUCCUCGGGAUCCUGAGGAGCUGUAACGUCUCUCUCGAACGUAUAAAGAAAAGACUGGAGGACUACCUUGAAGUUAAAAGGAUGAUUUUCCCAAGAUUCUACUUCCUUAGCAACGAGGAACUUCUCGCGAUCCUGGCGGGGAGCAGCGACCCCGAGUCCGUCCAGCCCCACCUGGUGAAAUGCUUUGAGAACAUCAAGCAGCUGCUGAUCUGGAAGCAGGAAAUCGGCCCUCCCACCGUGAUAAUGCUCAUCUCCAACGAAGGGGAGGCCCUGUUGCUGCCCAAGAAAAUUCGUGUAAGAAAUGCUGUAGAACAGUGGCUGGAAAAUGUAGAGAAGAGCAUGUUUGAUGUGCUAAAAAAAUUUGUGAAGGAAGGGAUCGAGGAAUGGAGCCGCCAGCAUUUUUCCAGCUGGGUGGUGUCUCACCCAGGACAAGUGGUGCUCACUGUGAGCCAGAUCAUGUUUUACAACGAUUGCGCCAAAAGUUUCACGAGUUCUGAUCCGAGAGAAGGGCUGGAGAAAGCCCACGUGGAUCUGAUACAACGCUUAGAGCAGAUCACGGAACUGGUGGUGCUGGACACGAGCAACGCUCGGACGAAAGUGGUCCUGGGGGCAUUGAUCACCCUCUACGUUCAUUGCAAAGACAUAGUGAGCGAUUUACUGCUUAAAAACAUCUUCAACGCCGAGGAUUUCGAGUGGACAAGACAUCUGCAGUAUAAAUGGAACGAAAAACAGAUGCUGUGCUACGUCUCCCAAGGCGAUGCCAGGUUCACGUACGGCUACGAGUACUUGGGCUGCACGCCGCGGCUGGUCGUCACGCCUCUCACCAACAGGUGCUGGCUGACUCUCACCGGGGCGCUGCACCUGAACAUGGGGGGCUGUCCUUCGGGCCCGAACGGCACGGGAAAGACCGAGAGUGUCAAAGACCUGGCCAAAUCCUUAGGUAAACACUGUGUCGUCUUCAACUGCUUUGAGGAUCUGGAUUAUAAGAUAAUGGGAAGAUUCUUCUUUGGACUAGUUCAGUCAGGAGCGUGGUUUUGUUUCGAUGAAUUCAAUCAGAUUGAUGUGGAAAUCCACUCGGUGAUUGCCUCCCUGAUCCAAACAAUUAAGGCGGCUAAAGACAGCUACUCCGUCAGGUUUGAACUGGAAGGAAAGAAGAUUCGUAUCAACCUGUCCUGUGCAGUGUUUAUCACCGUGAAUUGCGGGGACAAGGGUCACAUGGGUCUCCCCAACACCUUAAAGUCCCUCUUCCGCCCGGUGGCCAUGGUGGUGCCCCAUUACGAAAUGAUCGCCGAGAUCAGCCUGUUGGCGGUCGGGUUCCAGUCUGCAAAGUCGCUCUCCAGGAAGCUGGUGAACCUGUACGGGCUGGCCAGCACGCAGCUCUCCCAGCAGGAUCAUUAUAACUUUGGCCUGAGGGCCCUGAAGACGAUUAUAACAAUGGCAGGAAAGAAGCGGAGGUUUAAAAGCGACACCAGCGACAGCCUCCCUGAAGCCCAGGAGACGCCGAUCAUCAUCGAAGCCGUGAGAGAAGCCAGCCUGCCCACGUGCACCGCCUGCGACGUCCUCCCUUUUGAGAACAUCAUCCGAGAUACUUUCCCCGAAGCCACCGUUUCUCAAGUCAGCCAGGCCGCCCUGGAGAAAGUAAUAGCUCUUGCGACACAGUUGUUGGGCUUACAGCAAUGGCCAGCUCAGAAGGAGAAAAUCAUACAGUUUCAUAACCAGCUGCAGGCUUGUGUUGGUGUGAUGUUAGUGGGCCCAACAGGCGGAGGAAAGACGACGGUCAGAAGGAUUCUAGAAAGAGCGUUAACGCUUUUACCGAUCGAAGAGUUAAUACUACGGACUGAACUAAUGAACUCCAUUUCACAGAUUCCAGGAAGAAAGGGAAAAGUGGAUACUUGGGUUUUAAAUCCCAAGUGUGUCACGGUUAGUGAACUGUAUGGACAACUGGAUCCAAAUACCAUGGAAUGGACCGAUGGAUUGUUAUCAGCAAUCAUUCGAAACUACGUAUAUUAUAACAGCACAAGCUCUUCAAGGAAAGAUAGCGAUCUUGUACUAAAAUCAAGAAUCUCGGAUUUAGCUAAUUUAUUACGGGUAGAAGUUCACCGGGUGAGCAGCAGCCCGGCCACACUGCGAUACAGGCUCCGAGUGGGCCCCACGCAGGCUGAAUACGCCCAGGCCCGAUCAUGCGACCCGGGCCUGGUCAUCUCCAAGUUCGAUUGGCAGUGGGUUGUCCUGGAUGGUCCCGUGGACAUCUUUUGGGUAGAAAGCCUGAACUCGAUGCUGGAUGACACUGGGACGCUGUGCCUCGCCAACAGCGAACGAAUCGCGUUAACUAAUAAAAUAAGAGUGAUUUUCGAAGUGGACAGUCUCUCUCACGCCAGUCCCGCCACUGUCAGCCGAUGUGCAAUGGUUUAUAUGGACCCUGUUGACCUGGGAUGGGAGCCUUACGUGAAGUCGUGGCUUGCGAAAACGUCUAAAAUUAUGAGUCCCUCAGGAGUGGACUGUCUUGAGUUCUUGAUUAAAAAUAGUGUCAAAGAUGGGCUACAGUUUAUAGAGAAACAUCAGAAAUUUCAGCCACUUCCUGUCCAGAACAUCACAAUCGUUACAACGCUCUGCAGAAUUCUGGACGCCUUCUUUGAAUUCAUGGGUAAAAAUGGAGGCUUCGGACAAUGUGAAGAUUCGAAGAGCAUUGCAACUGAGAGAAGUUCUCUGCAUUUAAAAGUUCCCGUCAAACUCAAGAAAGUGGAAAAGAGGGCCGAGAGUCUGUGGUAUCUGGACAAGUACCCCGACAGGCUAACGGCAGUGCUGCAGAAGCUCUUCGUGUUUGCCUUCACUUGGGCAUUCGGAGGAACUUUGAAACGUGAAGACGAGCAUGAAGACGAUGAACUAAUGUAUUCAGGUUUUGAACCUGCUUCUCUUGCCAAAGUAACCUAUGACUUUGACCAUCUUGUUCACGAAUUGUUUGAAAGCCCAGAAGUAGGCAUAACCCUCCCAACUGGCGAGCCGUCUGUCUUCGGGUAUUUUGUGGAUCUGCAGCAGUGCGAGUUCAUCCGCUGGUCAGAACUGCUUCCCAACGUCCAGACUCUAAUUCAAAGAGGAACCUCAAUACUAGUGGAUCCACAAGGCGCCGGGGAAAGCAUCCUGAAGAUCACGGAAUACGGGGAGACCGUGAACCACACCGCCACCCGGGACACCACCUGCCUGUCCUUCCUCAUCAGCCUCCUUCUGAAGAGCUUCUGCCCUGUCCUUCUCACAGGAGAUUUUGGUAUUGGGAAAACCAGUGCCAUUAAACAGAUGCUUGCAAAGUUGGAGGGCUCAGGAGGAUUCGAUGUGAAAUAUGGGUCAAUUUUAGGAGAAGUCCUAUUAUAUAACGAAAUUAAAAAGUUAAGGUACCUGAGGCAGAACAUCAGCGCUUUGCUUUCCGAGUCUCCGAGGACCUCAGCUGGCAGUCAAGAUAAGAUUCCUAAGAAGCUGGGAAAAGUGGAAGACGGCUCCUUUAAAGAUCAUCACAAAGGAGUUAUAACCUCGACCAUCAAUUUUGGCAUCAAGAUGACCGCUGCCAAGGCCAAGGAGAUGAUCCUGAAGAAGCUGAGGAGGAUAAAUAAGGACACUCUCGGGGCCCCAAGGAACAACCGGAUUGUAGUAUUCAUUGACGACCUGAAUAUGCCGGAAGCAGAUAAGUAUGGAGCACAGCCACCCCUGGAACUGAUCAGGCAACUACUGGACUUGGGAGGAGUUUUUGAUACUGAAAAAAUUGCGUGGAAGAAUAUUCAAGAUCUCUCCCUCGUGGCAGCUUGCAUGCCUCCCGAGGGAAGGGGGCACAUCAGCCCACGCCUCCUCAAACACUUCUCCGUCCUCGUGUUGCCUCAUCCUCCACAGAGCGCCCUGCGGACUAUUUUCCAGGUCCAUUUGGGAAUGUAUUUCUCCAUCCAUAACUUCGCCCCUGAGGUUCAGAAAAGUAAGGACCACAUAAUAUCUUGUUCUCUCGCUAUAUACUAUCAAGUCUGUCAGAAUAUGCUGACGACGCCAACGAAGUGCCACUACCUGUUUAACCUCCGAGAUAUAUUCAAGCUCCUCCUGGGGCUGCUGCAAGCUGACAGGGCCACCGUUGACUCCAAGGAGAUGGCCGCCCUGUUCUUCGUCCACGAGGCCGCCCGGGUGUUCCACGACCGCCUGGUCGAGCAGGAGGAGAAGCGGCUCUUCUACCAGUUUCUCUCGAAGGAGCUGGAGAGCUACUUCCAGAUCCAAUGGACCAAAGAAUCCAUGAUGAGCGACUCCACCGUCUUUGUGGAUUUCCUGCGGAUCAACAAGUCUCUUAAGAAAAAGAUGUACCAGAACACCAACGACUACAACAAGCUGGCCAGGGUGCUCAGCGAGUUCCAGACCAAGAUCCGCUCAACCUCAGAGAUUCCUCACUCCAUGGUGUUCUUCAAGGAGGCCAUAGAGCACAUUGCCAGGGCCGCGCGGGUCCUUCGGCAGUCGGGGACUCACAUGUUAUUGAUUGGCAUAGACGGAUGCGGGAAGGAGACUUGUACGAUCUUGGCCUGCUACUUGACGGACCACAAACUCUACCACGUGCCCGUGUCUCAGAACUAUUCCUACGUGGAAUUCAAAGAGGACUGUAAGAAGGUGUUUGUCCAGGCAGGAUUAGAAGGGACCCCCACUGCUCUGGUCUUGGCUAAUUUAAGCCUAGAUCAGGAGGCCUUCCUGGAGGACCUGAACAGCAUCGUCAGUCUGGGGGACGUGCCUGACAUAUUCGAAAAGGAGGAGCUGGACUCGCUCGCCCUGCGGAUCCGGCCUCUGGCCGAAAGGACCGGCUACAUGGACAACAGGCAGGCCGUCCUCUCCUUCUUCCAGAAGAGAAUUCGUAAAAGUUUGCAUAUUUUUAUGAUCGUGAGUCCCACGGGACCUAACUUCCGCCAAAACUGCCGCGUAUAUGCCUCUAUGAUUAGCUCCUGCACGAUCGACUGGUACGAGAGGUGGCCAGAAGAGGCGCUCCUGGUGGUAGCCAACUCUUUCUUGAGAAAAAAUGUGAAUUUAGAGAACAGAGAGAACUUAACGGAAAAACUUGCCCCCGCGUGUGUCCAAAUCCACCGAAGCGUGAAAGACUUGAGCACAAAAUUCUUCCAAAAAACCGGGAGGCGAUAUUACGUGACCCCCCGAAGCUACCUGCGAUUCAUGGACACAUUUGCACACAUUUUGAGGUCACGCGAGAAAGAACUGCAAACGAAGAGGGAUCGCUUCUACAUGGGCCUGUCCAAGAUCCUGGAGGCCAGGGCUCUGGUCACAGACAUGCAGGAGGAGCUCUUGAUGGUCACCCCUCAGAUAGAACAGAAAACAAAGGAAAAAGAAAACUUAAUGGAAAAGCUACAGAAGGACUCCCAGGUAGUGGAGAAAGUCCAGAUGCUCGUUAAACAGGACGAAGAGAUCAUGGCAGAAGAAGUCAGGAUUGUGGAAGAGCACGCUCAGACAACUGCCAACGAACUGAAAAGCGUCAUGCCGGCUCUGGAAAAGGCCACCUUGGCUCUCAAUGCCCUGGAUAAAGCCGAUAUCUCUGAGUUGAGAGUCUACACGCGCCCCCCUAACCUGGUCCUGACCGUCAUGAAUGCGGUCUGCAUCCUCCUGCAGAAGAAACCUACCUGGGCUACGGCCAAGCUACUGCUCUCGGAGACCGGCUUCCUGAAAAAGCUGGUUCACCUCGACAAGGACCGGUUACCCGAUAAGGUGUUCGUAAAGCUGAAGAAGUUUUUAACCUCACCCGACUUCCACCCCAAAAAGAUCGCCCACGUGUCCGUCGCCUGCUGCUCCAUGUGCGAGUGGAUCAUAGCUCUGAACAACUACCACAGCGUUCGGAAGGUGGUGGGCCCGAAAGAGAUCCAAGUCACCGAAGCCCAGAACGUUCUAAGAAUUUCGCAACAAAGGUUGGCAGAGAAACAAAGAGGCUUGCAGCUGGUGGAAGAACAUUUGCAGGUUUUGCGUGCCACCUACAGAGAUAUCGUUGCUGAGAAAGACAUACUAGCAGGUCGCAGACAGCUCGCCAUGAGGCGCAUGUACUGUGCGUCUGUGCUGCUCACCGCCCUGGGAGAUGAGAAGACUCGAUGGCAAGAAACAAUCGAUCAGAUAGACAGCAAGUUGGAAGGGAUUGUGGGCGACAUCCUGAUUUCAGCAGCAUGCAUUGUCUACAGCGGAGUAUUAACAGCAGAAUUCCGCGAGCUGAUUGUGAAUGAGUGGGAGAAUCUUUGCACUAAAAACAACAUUUCUUUGUCUUCCCACUUUUCUUUAAUUGAAGUCAUGGCACAAACACAGCAGAUCCGCCAGUGGCAUCAGCAGGGGCUGCCUCUUGGUCAGUAUUCGACGGAGAACGCCAUCCUGAUCCAGAACGGCCUGCCCUGGCCUCUGCUGAUUGACCCCCAUGAGCAGGCGUAUCACUGGAUCCGCCAGAUGGAAGGGCCGCAGCUGCAGGAGCGCUCCAUCCGGGACAGCGAUUACAUCAGGACGAUUGAAAAAGCUAUGCAGACAGGAGGGAGUGUCCUCCUGCAGGGUCUCCCUGAAACCUUGCCUCCAAGCCUGAAGGGGAUUUUGAAGAAGGACAUCUACCAGAGAAGGGGCCAGUCUUUCAUCCGGGUCAAUGAUUCUGAGAUUGAAUAUAAUUCCAGAUUUAGGUUAUACUUAUCGACAGAAAUAGACAACCCGCACUUCCCUCCCGCCGUCUAUAACUCCGUCAGUGUGGUCAACUUCACCGUGACCUUCCAGGGUUUGCAAGAUCAGUUCCUGUCCACCAUCGUCACUCACGAAGUCCCUCACCUGGAAAAUCAGCGCUUCCAGCUGCUGGAGAGCAUUUCCCUGGAUGCGAUGACUCUUGAAGAACUGGAGGAAAAAACGCUGAAUUUGCUGGAGAACACAGAAGGAUAUGUACUCGAUAACGAGGAAAUUGUAGACACCUUGAGAAAAUCCAAGAUCACUUCCAGUGAGAUCUCCAAGCGCAUCAGCGAGACAGAAAAAGCAGAAAGCGAGAUCCAGGCAACGCGUAAAACCUACCUCCCCCUCGCCACCCGGGGCGCCCUGCUCUACUUGGUCGUGGCCAGUCUCACCCAGAUCAGUCCCAUGUACCAGUUCUCUCUGGACUGGUUCCGCCAGGUCUUCCUCUCGUCGGUCGUUUCCAAAAGCAAAGAGCAGGAAGAACACGGGUCGAAAAGGGAGAAAAUCCCUCCCAAGAAAGUUCACGAACUUGUAAGUCUCUCCAAAGAACCCAAGUUGAAACCGGAGAAACCUCCCUUAGAGGAGCACCUUAAAAACUCCAUCGAGGUGCUGACCCUGAAUAUAUUUAAGGUGGUCUCUGCAGCGCUGUUCAACCAGCACAAACUCUGCUUCGCCUUCCUGCUCUGCGCCGCCAUCAUGAAGAACAACCCCAGCGAGAGUCCACCCGCGGACGGCCUCGGGUCCCUCCCAGAAGAGGAGUGGAACCUCUUCCUCUACUCGAGCAUCCUUAUAAACACCGACAGCGUGAUGCCGCACCCCCGUCUUGAUCGCCUGUAUGAGAUGGACAGAGGCGGGCACCUGCGCUGGGUCUCGCACGCCAGGUGGAGGCAGUGCCGGUACCUCAGCCGUCAGCUGGAAGCCUUCUCUGCCCUGUGCCGGUCCCUGCUGUUCAACUGGUCCCAGUGGCGCGCUUUCCAAGCCAGCACGGCCCUGUACGCUCUGCUGGGCACACCUUUCUCUGCAGAAAGGGCUUCCCCGGAGGAAAGCGAGAAAUCGCCCGAGGAAACUGAACUUCUGAAUGAACACGAAGAAGUGCAUCGUCCUGUAAAUUUCCCCUGGGAGAGACUCACUCCGUUUCAAAGACUUAUUUUGAUAAAAAUUCUCAGACCAGAGCGUUUGAAGAACUCGGUGAGAAGGUUUCUGACCGAAAAAAUAGGAAGUGAGUAUAUUCACAGAACCGGAAUUAAUCUGAAAGAAUCCUAUCAAGUUUCCAACGCCAGGACUCCAAUGAUACUCAUCCACUCGCAAGGGGUGGAUGUCAUCAACACGCUCCUGAAAUUCGCCCAGGAGUUGAAAGGAACCACCCAGCAUGUGACCAUGAUUUCUCUGGGCCAAGGCCAGGCAGCGAAAGCGGAAGACCUCAUCGCGGACGCCCUCGCCAAAGCCGGGCAGUGGGUCUUCCUGCAGAACUGCCACCUCGCCGCGUCCUUCAUGCCACGGCUCUGCACCAUCGUGGACUCACUCAACAAUCCAAAUGUAACGGUAGACCCCGAGUUCCGGCUGUGGUUAAGCUCAGAAUCGGACAGCUCCUUGCCAGUUCCCCUUCUUCAGAAGAGUUUAAAGAUCGCCGUGGAGAUGCCCAUGGGGCUGAAGAGUAAUUUACUGAAGACGCUUGGACACGACGGCGGUGGGGAGGUGACGGAAGAAAUAUUUGGAAAACCCAACUGCGGCCCCUGGUGGCAAAGGCUCUUGUUCAGCCUGUGUUUCUUCAACGCUCUGAUCAACGAGAGGAGGAAAUACGGAAUGCUGGGCUGGAACGUCAGCUAUGAAUUCAGUCCCUCAGACUUCGAGGUGGCCGUGAAGAUGCUGGAGAACACCCUGACCGCCCAGCCGGCCGUGCCCUGGCAGAAGCUGCGCUACCUGCUCGGGGAGGUGGUGUACGGCGGCCAGGUGACCGACCCCUGGGACCAGCGCUGCCUCAACACCCUGCUCUACAGGUUCUGUAACCCUGACGUGCUGACAUGCGACUUCAGCUUCUUCAGUGAGGAGAUGUGCGCGCCCGAAUCGGCCAGCCUGCAGGCUUACCGACGCGCGGUCCAGGCCUUGCCCGACGACGAGCCCGCCGAGCUGCUGGGGCUGCACCCCGAGGCCACCCGGGGCUGCCGGGAGGCGCAGGCCCAGAGCUUCAUGGACCACCUGGUGGCCCUGCAGCCGAGGACGGGGCAGCCCAGCCUGGUCAUCAGCGGGGAGCCCAUCGGAGACGAUCUGGUGAUGGAGAUGGUGUCGAAUGUGCAGAAGCGGCUGCCGAUGACGGUGGAGAAGGAGGAGAGGAGAGGCGCCCAGAGCACGCUGCGGAGCAUCAUGGCGGGCUCCGUGUGGGAGGCGCUGAAUAAAGGCCUGGAAGGCUACGACCCCCUCAUCCACUGUGUCUUGCUGUCCUUUUUGAAGCAAGAAAUCGAACGCUUUGAUAAGCUGCUGCUUGUCAUACAUGAAUCCUUGAAAGACCUUCAGCUCGCUAUCAAAGGAAAGAUCGUCCUCACCCCAGAGCUGGAGGAGCUCUACAACUCUUUUCUUAAAGCCAGAGUGCCCGAGCUGUGGCAGAAACACGCCUACAAGUCGUGCAAGCCCCUGGCUUCCUGGGUUAACAACCUCAUCCAGCGACUGAAUUUCUUCAACACCUGGGCCAAGAUGGCUUACACGGCGAUCUACCACCGGUAUAUGAGGUUUAUCUUGGCCUGGAAGCACUCUAGCACCAGCCCCAAACUGGAAAAGAAUUUCUUUGAAGGGUUUCCUGCAAGAUACUGGCUCCCAGCUUUCUUCUUUCCACAAGCCUUCCUGACCGCUGUGCUGCAGGACUACGGGAGGGCCCACGGCAUCUCCACGGACGCCCUCACCUUUACCCACCAGGUGAUCCCCGGCACCAUUGGCUCCAAAGAGGAGGAGUUCUCCAUCGUGGUCCAGAAGACGCUCAACCUUGUCAGGAGGGCCUUCAAGAGCACAGACCCCUCACACAUUGGGGCUCACAUUUUUGGAUUAUUCAUCGAGGGAGCAAGGUGGAAUCCCGAAGAGAAAAUACUAGAGGACUCGCUGCCUCGCGAGAUAUGCUGCGAUUUCCCGGAAAUCUACUUCCUGCCAACCAAGGUUUCCACCGAGACACCAGCCGCUGCUAACGCGCCGGAGUCGGAAGGCCACACCUUCGAGUGCCCAGUUUAUCAGACGCCUCAGAGGUCGUCCAUUUCCACAACGACCGGCUCCCCUUCGAACUGCUUAACGUCGGUGUUCUUGCCCACGAGGAGACCGCCCAGUCACUGGAUCAGCAUGCAGGUCGCCCUGCUGUGUGAGAAGGCGGCGAAAUAA
Messenger RNA from Myotis daubentonii (Daubenton's bat), 13869 nucleotides. RefSeq names its product dynein axonemal heavy chain 14 (gene DNAH14). Gene Ontology annotation, cellular component: dynein complex. Gene Ontology annotation, biological process: microtubule-based movement. NCBI's taxonomy places the organism in Eukaryota, Metazoa, Chordata, Mammalia, Chiroptera, Vespertilionidae. The record is from RefSeq and is a predicted model, not a curated record. Gene Ontology annotation, molecular function: dynein light intermediate chain binding; ATP hydrolysis activity; ATP binding.